Fusarium sp. VM40 is the source of this 1182-nucleotide messenger RNA. Lineage: Eukaryota; Fungi; Ascomycota; Sordariomycetes; Hypocreales; Nectriaceae. The record is from the annotation of a GenBank genome assembly.
AUGUCUUUCUUCAAGAAGAUUGCCAAGGAGUUCGAGAACCUUGGUAUCGGUGACAAGGACAAGGAGGAGAAGAAGGAGGAGCCUCAGCAGCAGUCUUAUCCUCCUCAGCAGUCUCACGAUAACACCCGCGGCUACGGCGACGGCGGAUACGGCGCUCCUCCCCAGCAGUACGGUUCUCCUGCUCCCCCCCAACAAUACGGUUCUCCUGCCCCUCAGCAGUACGGCGCCCCUCCACCUCAACAAUACGGCUCUCCUGCUCCUCAGCAACAAUACGGUGCUCCCCCUCCCCAGCCCGCCUAUCAGCCUCCUUCCGACCGCCCUCCUCUGCCUCAAGGCUGGACUGCUCAGUUCGACCAGUCGCACCAGCGAUGGUACUAUGUUGAGACAGCUUCUGGCCGCACCCAGUGGGAGGCUCCUCAGCAAGCCCCUCCCCCUCCUCCUCCUGAUUCUCGUCCUCCCUACGAGUCUCAGCCUUCUGAUGGAUCUCGCGGUUACGGUGCCCCGGGUGGAUACGGUUCACCGGCUCCUGGUGGAUACGGCGGUGCUCCUGGUUACGGAUCCCCUGCUCCAGGUGGUUAUGGAUCUCCUGCUCCGGGAUACGGAGGUGCUCCCGGUUAUGGUGCGCCUUCUCCCUAUGGCGCUCCUUCUCCUUACGGUGCUCCUUCUCCCUACGGCGCCCCUGGUGGAUAUGGUGCCCCCCAAGGUGAGGGUUACAGCGGUGACCGCGGUCACGGCGACACCAACCCGUAUGGUCAAGGAGAGAAGAAGAAGAGCGGCAGCUCCGGCAUGCUUCUUGGUGCCGCAGGUGGUCUCGCUCUUGGUGCUGUAGGUGGUGCCUUGAUUGCCAAUGAGCUCAACGACAGUGACAGCGACCACGAGCACUCCGCUCCUCCUCCCGCUCCUGCUCCUGCUCCGGUCUACGAUUACAACCAGCCUCCUGCUCAUGAUCCCUACGCCGAUCCAUACGCACAGGAUGGUCCUCCCGCUGUCCUCCCCCCUACCGACGCUGAUGGCGACUCCGUCUCAUCUAGCGACCGCGAGGACGUCCAAGAGGCGCGUGAAGAAUACGAAGAGGCCCUGGCAGAUGCUGCCGACUCAGACGCCAGCAGUAGCGAUCAAGAGGCCCUUGAAGAGGCUCGAGAGGAGUACGAGGAGACAUACGAAGAGGUGUAUGAGGACUAA